CACUUUCACAAACUUAAUAUGACAGUCUGCAGAGAUUAGGCAGUCGAAGUAAAGCACAGACAAUUUACUGGAUGAAUAAGGCACUCUUGAAGCAUACUGGCAGUUGUGAAAUGAAUUGGUUUCUCAGACGACUCCAGAGGACAGAUGACAGCUCUGCUCCCAGUCAUGGGUUUACAGGGACUGAGUCUUAAGCAGUAGGAACCAAUGCCUUAGACUCCCCUUCAUGGACAUCUGGAGUCACAAUGGUUAUUGAUAUAAACAGUAGUCACUUAUUCAGCAAUAUCAAAUCUUUUAUCAACAAAGAUAAGCAGCUAACUACAGCUAGAAUGAUUGCUGGCUCACUGGAUCCAUACCCCUUAAAGAUCUUUCAGGAUACUACAGCAGGUCUUCUGCCAACUUCUAGUCCUUCAGCAGAGAAUGACACGCAGUGCGGAGAACAGAUUUUAAAUUAUGGUAACAUUGAGAAAGUUAUUAUAGGGGCAAUCCUCUCUCUGAUCACUUUACUGACUAUUGCUGGGAACUCCUUGGUGGUUAUUUCUGUGUGCUUUGUGAAAAAAUUAAGGCAGCCCUCUAACUAUCUGAUUGUUUCCCUGGCUCUGGCAGAUCUCUCUGUGGCUGUGGCUAUUAUGCCAUUUGUGAGUGUUACAGACCUCAUUGGAGGAGAAUGGAUCUUUGGACAUGUUUUCUGCAACGUUUUCAUUGCCAUGGAUGUAAUGUGCUGUACUGCUUCAAUUAUGACAUUGUGCGUCAUCAGUAUUGACAGGUAUCUUGGGAUAACAAGACCUCUGACAUACCCUGUGAGACAAAAUGGGAAAUGUAUGGCCAAAAUGAUAUUUGCUGUAUGGCUACUAUCGGCUUCCAUUACCAUACCACCGCUCUUUGGCUGGGCCCAGAAUGUCAACGAUGACAAAGUAUGCCUAAUUAGUCAGGACUUUGGUUAUACAAUUUAUUCCACUGCAGUAGCAUUUUACAUCCCCAUGUCAGUCAUGUUGAUAAUGUAUUAUCGUAUUUACAAAGCUGCUAAAACAAGUGCUGCAAAACACAAGUUUACAGGCUUUCCAAAGGCAGAAGAUGAUGACGGCACUGAAUCUGCAUAUGGGGCUGUUAAACUGCACAAAGAGUCUGAAGAGUGCACUCAUUUCUCAAAACUUCUUAGAAAUGAUAGAAAAAACAUCUCCAUCUUUAAAAGGGAACAAAAGGCUGCAACAACACUUGGGAUUAUUGUUGGAGCUUUUACUGUGUGUUGGUUGCCAUUUUUUAUUCUUUCUACUGCAAGACCUUUCAUUUGUGGCACCGAAUGUAGCUGCAUCCCUCUAUGGCUUGAAAGAACUUUUUUAUGGUUGGGAUAUGCAAACUCUCUUAUUAACCCUUUCAUAUAUGCUUUCUUCAACCGAGACCUGAGGACAACAUACCGCAAUUUACUUCAGUGUAGAUAUAGGAACAUCAAUCGCAAACUAUCAGCUGCAGGGAUGCAUGAAGCCCUGAAAGUAGCAGAAAGACCAGAACUUGUGCUGAAAAUAUUUUCAUCAACAGAAAGAACAGAAUGGGAAAGUAUGGAAAAUGGAAUUACAAUUCACCAACAUUUCAGCUGAGCCUAGCAGGUGAAGAAGACAGUCUGAACUUAAAAGUUAUGUAUGAUACUCAAGAAAUGAUGGGGACUAUUAUUACACAGGAAUAGCACAGUCCAUAAAGAAGAAAACUUGCUUUUCUGUGAAAAUAGUAGGUGUCAAGAAAUCCCUUGUCCUGACAGCUAUUUAUCAAAACUAAAAACUUUAAUACAUAGUUUUCUAUUGUAACAGACAACGACAACUUGAUGUACAAUGUAGAAUGUCUUAAAAACAUACACUGCAAAAUAAAAACACUUUUGUGCAAAUGUCUGAA
This is a messenger RNA of Protopterus annectens (West African lungfish), 1881 nucleotides long. It is a transcript of the gene HTR7, whose product is annotated as 5-hydroxytryptamine receptor 7. Gene Ontology annotation, molecular function: neurotransmitter receptor activity; G protein-coupled serotonin receptor activity. The coding region runs from base 243 to 1592 and encodes 449 amino acids. Lineage: Eukaryota; Metazoa; Chordata; Ceratodontiformes; Protopteridae. Gene Ontology annotation, biological process: vasoconstriction; G protein-coupled receptor signaling pathway, coupled to cyclic nucleotide second messenger; circadian rhythm. The record is from RefSeq and is a predicted model, not a curated record. Gene Ontology annotation, cellular component: membrane; dendrite. The transcript is spliced from 3 exons.